Molecule: messenger RNA, 1683 nt
Organism: Branchiostoma floridae (Florida lancelet)
Lineage: Eukaryota; Metazoa; Chordata; Leptocardii; Amphioxiformes; Branchiostomatidae
Product: origin recognition complex subunit 2-like
Exons: 13
Coding region: 78-1652 (524 amino acids)
Biological process (GO): DNA replication
Cellular component (GO): nuclear origin of replication recognition complex; nucleus
Molecular function (GO): DNA replication origin binding
Source: RefSeq, a predicted model, not a curated record
UGGCCAGCCACCCAACAUCUGCUUUAACACUUGUGAAGAAGCGCCCUCGUGCGGUUCUUUUCGUCAUCAUCAUCAACAUGGCCGCGCCCAAGGCGAACGGAAGCAUGGAAGUCCAAUUUGUGGGAGACGAAGACGUUGCUCAGCAUGUGGAGGACAAAAGACCAACUUUAAGAUCGAGUUCUAGGGCUGCAAAAAGCUCAUCGGCCCAGAGGAAGGCUGGAGUCCUACACCUGACCAAUCAGGACCAGGAUAGCUCUGAGGAGGAGGAUGGACAGGAAGAGUCCAUUCAGCACCCAACAGCACUAGUUGACCAGAAGGGUGUGGCUGGCAGUGAAGUCUACUCUUUUAAGACUCCCAAAAGGACAGGCCAGAUGACCAGAUUAGCUGAAGACUCUGUGAAGAAUCAGACGCCCAAACCAACAAGUGGUAAAACACCAGUCAGGAGGUCCGCAAGAAAACCUGCAAGAAAGACAAAAGCUUCCUCCAGAGCCAGUAGUUCCGAUGAAAGUGAGAGUGAUGACAGUGGAGAAAGUGACAGCAGUGCAGAAGAGGAGCCUGCUAAACCUAGGAAACAACAGACAUCAACCACUAGUACCAGGAAAAGGAGGGGAGGGGGGCAGGACAAUGUUCUGCCAGAGAUGGUAGAGGAGUACUUCCAUGCCCACGGCGGGGCCCGGCCUGGCCCCACGUCCGACCGCACCCUGUCCAGGCUGAACAUCCCCCGCAUGGACCAGGCCAGGCUGCAGUCAGCCCUGCAGCACGCACCUGCAGCACACAUCCAGCACCUGCAGCAGCUGUAUCAGGAACACAGGUGCCACUUCCACAAGUGGAUGCUACAGCUGAGUAAUGGCUUCAACUUGCUGCUGUAUGGACUCGGGUCCAAGAGAGUGCUGAUCGACCAGUUCAGAUCCACCAUACUCAGGGAUACAGUACAGAUGGUGGUCAAUGGGUACUUCCCAAGUAUAACUGUUAAACAUAUUUUGAAUUCAAUAACAGAAGAAGUACUGGAGCACACUGGGAGCUUCAGAAGUGUACAGGACCAGCUAACCUUCAUCAAGGACACUUUUGAAGAGACUGGAGAAGAGCUAUUCCUGUUCAUCCACAACAUCGAUGGCCCCAUGCUGCGUGGGGAGAAGGUACAGACUGUUCUGUGUCAGCUGGCUCAGGUGGGCGGGGUCCGUAUCAUAGCAACCAUCGACCACAUCAAUGCACCAUUAAUAUGGGACCAGAACAAGUCGAGUCGGUUCAACUGGCUGUGGUAUGACGUGACCUCGUAUGAACCCUACGUGGAGGAGACUUCCUACGAGAACUCCCUCAUGGUGCAACAGUCGGGCGUUCUCGCGCUCAGCUCGCUCGUACAUGUACUCAGGAGUCUCACUCCUAACGCAAGAGGAGUUUUCCACCUGUUGGCUCUGUACCAGCUAGAACAUAAAGAUGACUCCAGUUACAUAGGCAUGUCCUUCCAUGACCUGUACCAGCGUUGUAGAGAGAAGUUCCUGGUCCACUCCCACCUGACACUCCGAGCACAGCUCACAGAGUUUAAGGACCACAAGCUCAUCAGGACCAAGAAGGGUUCAGAUGGAGUGGAGAACUUGUUAAUUCCCCUUGAUGGAGCCAUGUUAGCUGAAUACAUGGAGAACCCCAUGUCAUAGGAAAGGAAAAAUCUUAGGCAAAAAAAAAAAA